This is a messenger RNA of Schizosaccharomyces cryophilus OY26, 1615 nucleotides long. Its product is annotated as ribosomal protein subunit L51-b. Gene Ontology annotation, molecular function: structural constituent of ribosome. NCBI's taxonomy places the organism in Eukaryota, Fungi, Ascomycota, Schizosaccharomycetes, Schizosaccharomycetales, Schizosaccharomycetaceae. Gene Ontology annotation, biological process: mitochondrial translational initiation. Gene Ontology annotation, cellular component: mitochondrial small ribosomal subunit. The record is from RefSeq and is a predicted model, not a curated record. The transcript has a single exon. Bases 447 to 1151 code for a protein of 234 amino acids.
GAUUGUUUUAUUAAAAGGGUAUUGUUAAAGGAAGAAGUUGCCUCAUGCAUCGUUUAUUUUGGUUUGAAAUUAAGUAACAAUGUCCUUUCCAUUGAAGAGCAUAAUCUCGUCUCUUCCUUUACCAUCUAUCAUCAGAAAUCGCUUUUAAAAGGUGAGUGUUUCUAGAAAGAAUCACUUGAACAUUUACUAUUUCAGGUUGAUUGAUUUGUAAAUUAGUUUUAGAUGUAGCGCUGGUUCGAAACGCGACUUGAGUAGUCGAUCACAUAUUUUUAGUUCUUUGCAUUGUUUUGCACCUAUCCUUAAGAUAUUAACAUAUUUAUUUGUCCCAACUACUUCUAUUUUUGUUAACCUUCUUUUUUACUUUCCAAAGAAAGACGAAAAAAGAACUUUUUUUACCUUUUAUUGCUACCCCUAUUAAUGCUCCAAAUUGAAAAAUAAUUGUCAGAAUGAAGUUUAUUGACCUAUUUCGAAACUCUCGGGCUGUAACUCUGGCUCGCAUUUUACCAGAAGAGUUAUCUGUAAAACCCGAGAAUGCCUGUUUCCCAUCUUUGCAGGCGUUAACCGCUAAAAAAUCCCAGCGAAAUCGAGGUGAUUGGGGCGUGAAGCGGAAAUUCCCAAUUUUUAAUACCCGUUAUAUAUCCGUUGAUCAAUUUGAUACUCCUGAACAUCAAUGCUCUUUUUCCGCGUGCGACCGCUUUGUGCGGACGUUGAAACGCAUACAUGAUUUAAACCUCCCAGUUACGAAAAGGAAGGUUGAAGAUUAUGAUAAAUUUGCUCAAUUUUUCGUUCCUCAAAGUUUUCCAUACAGCAACGCUUAUCUUGCUCAAAAACCCAAUCUUCAGCGUGGUGCUCUAUAUGCUAAUAUUCAAUUAUUGGACUCUUCGUCCAAACAAGAAGCCACGCGUUCAAGGAAGAAUACAUUUAUAUCUACUAAGAACGUACCAUUACCGUUUUCUUAUGGAAGGUCCACCGCCUCCUCAAAGGAACUUAUGUUUGGAGUAGCUGGUAUCAUCACUUCUUCUGGUACCACGAAAGAUCUUCAUCCCAGUGAUAUGUCCUUUUAUGUUCAAUCUCUAAGUGCAGAUAAAAAUGGUCGGAUAAUACCAAAUUUAAUUAGGAAAAAUAAGUUACUUCGAGCGGAUUUGUUUUGAAUUCCAUAUAUUUCUUUUGUCAAAAAAGCUGCACUUAAGCGUCAUUGAUGAAUCGCCUUCCUUCUUUGAAUGCUUCUUUCUCAUAGUCUCCUUGUGAGGUUUGAACUUCCUGAUUGCUCCUUUCAAUACCGGCUUGUUACAAUGCCCUUUCAAAGUCUUCGCCUGACCUUGGAGUUUUGAGCUUCAUAUUGGACGCUGAUUCAGCAUGCUGUCAACCUUCUUUUUUAAUUUCAUGCUUUACAAUCCCAUCUUUACAUCGAAUAUCUAAAGGGAUCAAUUUUGUUUUGAUUUCAAUAAUGUAAUCUGCUGAUCUGGGUCAUUUUCCCACUAUUCAUGUUUGAUUAAUAGUUCAAAAUUCUGUAAAUGUAUGUGCUUGCAAUAUGCGAAUGCCUCUUUCUGCUAAUUAACCUAAUUUACAUCUUGAUGAAAAUAUAACUUAACCAAAUCCUAAAGCUAUUUACGAG